Messenger RNA from Drosophila erecta, 1766 nucleotides. RefSeq lists its product as uncharacterized. The record is from RefSeq and is a predicted model, not a curated record. NCBI's taxonomy places the organism in Eukaryota, Metazoa, Arthropoda, Insecta, Diptera, Drosophilidae. The coding region runs from base 75 to 1616 and encodes 513 amino acids. The transcript has 2 exons.
UAGUAUAUUUGUAGGCCCAAAAAUCGAUAGUGUUAACAGCUUGCCACUUCGCCUCCAGUUGGAACAAGAUCAGGAUGGAGAGGCGAAGACCCCGAAAGUCCUCGCGCCAAUACGUACGCUCCAAAUCGAAUCCCUCUGUGGGAGGAGGAGCAGCAGAGGGCAGUGGCUCAUCAUCGCCAGCCACCGCCAAAGCGCUUCCCCUUCAGCCAGACGGUAAUAAAGCACCCACCAUCACAUCCCUUCUGGGCGGUCGUCUCAAAACCGUUUCCCGCAUCGCAAGAGCUCCGCACAGCCUACAAGUUACCGAAAACCCAGGUGAAGGUGGGGCGCCACUCGUGUCCCAAAGGGAAUCCGGUGCAUCGGAUUCGUCAGAUGUAAAUCCGGGAGUUAUGGUCAUUCCGGAGGCGGCCAGUCCCCGGGGAUCGGCGGUGCACGGAACACACGCUAGUUUAAUCUUCAGUGGCACGGCCAGAAACUCCGAUAGUCCGCGGAUAUCGGAGGAAGUGGAAGAGGUAUUCCAAACCUCCACAUCCAAUGCGCCUGCGGGGGGCAAUCUGCGCUUUGAUUCCACUCCCGUUGCUCUGGAUAACAGUGGGGCCGGCAAUAUAAACUUCGCCCCGAACUCCUACUACGAGGAGAUCAGGUACAGCACGCUAUCCAGCGAUGACAGUAACGACGCACGGGGACCGAGCAGUCAGAGUAUGGGAGCCUGUCGCCGUGGCUGGACGCAGCGGCAACGUCAAACUACCUCUGGACCACGCGGCAGGGACACCCUGGGAUUUGCCAUCAAUCUGGGCACCACUACUUUGGGCCAUAACCGAUGCAGCCUGGGCAUUGCGUGCGAUGAGGACUGUGGCUAUGGAACUGGCUGUGAUGCCGCAUGCGGCGAGGCCCAUGGCAUUGAUCCCGGCAGCUUUUUCCUUCCGGGAACCAUGGGCAAUGGUCCGUUGAUAUUGGCACCGGGUUCAGGAGGACCAGCUGCACAAAGCACCCUACGCGGAGCUCAGGGUGGAGGCUAUAAGCCAGUUGGCGCCGGCCAGCGAGGAUCCUUUGGAACUGAUUUCGGAAGCGAGCAGCUGAACUUCAUCAUUACCUUCCUGCUGGAGGUCCUCGGUGUGCUAGUUUUCUUUGCCAUCUGCACGAUUACAUUUUGGAUUACUCUGGGCUAUCAUGUGGUCCAAUUGCUGAUGGACCUGAAGAACGCCGACCGCAACGUUCAGGUGGCGGUGGCCAUUGUGUUCGGGCUGCUGCUUGUCGCCUUUGCCAUUUCGCAGGUGACCAACCUCAGUGGUUCCUGCUGUCACUCACGGGAUCGAGCCCGUUCCAGGACCAAAUGUGGUGGCAUUGGCUUCUUCCACAGAUCCAGCAAGUCCAAGACCAAGCCCAAGAGCUGUGCCUCCAAGACCAAGAGCUGUGCUCAUAAGCCGAAGAUUAAGAAGGCCGCUACUUGUGGACCCAGCCUGGGCUUCCACUCGCACCGCAAGACGCGGUACACGGAUUGCGAGGGACGAGCAAUUUUCCUGAGCUCCAGGCGGUAUGCUAUUCCCACUGAGAUGAAGCAGCCGCCCACCAUUGUGCUCUGGAUGCGCGACACACUGGCUCGCAUGAUGCAGUAACCGCCAAGGAUCACGGCCCCACGUUAGACGCCAAUAACAAUUAAACUGACUUGAGACUGACAGGCGAGAACACCUACGUUUUGCCUGGAAACACGAACCAUUCGACAAUUUGCAGCAAAUUUCAAUUUGAAUAAACUUAAAGAACAGACC